Messenger RNA from Rotaria sp. Silwood2, 771 nucleotides. Lineage: Eukaryota; Metazoa; Rotifera; Eurotatoria; Philodinida; Philodinidae. The record is from the annotation of a GenBank genome assembly.
AUGAUGAUGUCUUGGUUAACAAUAUUUACUGGUUUUGCUGUUUUAUCAUCGUUAAUUAUUGCUGAUGAUCCAUGUCGAUACCAGGAUACUAAAAAGGGCGUGCUUGAUCUCACUUCUGUAGGUCGAACUGAUGGAAAAGCUGCAUAUGCUGAUAAAAUACCACCCACAGGAUCUAACUAUAAAUAUAGUUAUAAUCCAUGUAAACCAUUUACGGAAGAACCUGCUUGUAAAGGAGUAGCUGUUUGUCAAGUUUCAAUGGAUGGAAAAUUUAGUUUUUCACUUGGUACACAAGAUAGUGUAAUAUGGAAUCCAGGAGCUGGUUUAGGUAGCAGUCCUACUAUAUCGUAUUCAGCUGGUGACAAGAAAGUUACUGUUACAUUACAAUGUGCAACUGAUGGUACCAAUGAACUAGAAGCUUUAGGUGAACCUACGACAAACAACUAUAAAUUUAUUUUAACACACAAAUGUGCUUGUUGGGACGGGUGUGGAAGUGGACCAUCACCAGACACAACAACAAAAUCAUCAGGAGGUGGUGGUAGCAGCGGCGGUAUUACUGGAGGAGCUGUAUUUAUCAUAAUUCUUUGUGUCCUUCUUGUUGUUUAUUUUGUUGGAUUUGCUGUCUUUUAUCGUUUUCGUUUGGAACGAGCAGGUGUUGAACUAAUUGCCCAUCGAACAUUUUGGGUUGGUUUACCUGGCUAUGCAAAAGAUGGUGUUGUUCAUAUAUAUCGACGAGUAUUAAACAAAGGUGAUACUCCAUACCAAUCAGUUUAA